Messenger RNA from Hemibagrus wyckioides, 2019 nucleotides. It is a transcript of the gene f2rl2, whose product is annotated as coagulation factor II (thrombin) receptor-like 2. Gene Ontology annotation, biological process: phospholipase C-activating G protein-coupled receptor signaling pathway; thrombin-activated receptor signaling pathway; positive regulation of Rho protein signal transduction. The transcript has 2 exons. NCBI's taxonomy places the organism in Eukaryota, Metazoa, Chordata, Actinopteri, Siluriformes, Bagridae. Gene Ontology annotation, cellular component: membrane. The record is from RefSeq and is a predicted model, not a curated record. Gene Ontology annotation, molecular function: thrombin-activated receptor activity. Bases 202 to 1299 code for a protein of 365 amino acids.
UGGACAGGAAACCACCCCACAGCUCUAAAGGAUGAAGGAUAUAGAGAACUUCAGCUGGACGCUCUGUUUUUCAUUUUCAUAUUUCGGAUUUGUUUUUAUUUAAAGAUGUUCUUCACUAACUGUACUGAUUGUGACCAUCAGAAGAAGAAGAACGUGAGGUGGAAUAUUGAGUGAAGGCCAGGACGUCUAGAGGAGACAGAUAUGUGGAGACUGCUUUUGAUACUCUUGUGCACUUUUGUGCUAACAGACUCAAGCCAUGUUCAACACAGACAAAACCGUAGCAUAGUAACAAAGGGUUGCUUAGGUCCAAGAACAUUUCAUGGAAAAAAAGCUAAAUCCAUAAAUGAAACCCUGCAUCAACCACAGCUUCAGAACAUCUCCAACAAUCAUGUGAACUUCACAGAUGGAUUCGUCAGCACCAGGAUCAUUCCAGUAGCUUAUAUCAUUGCUAUUGUUAUCGGAAUUCCUUCCAACAUCCUGGUACUGGCUUUUCUCUGUCGGAAGACUGGAAGUUUGUCUAGCGCAAUCCUCUACUUGAGCCUAGCAGUUUCAGACCUCUUCCUCCUCAUCUCUCUCAUGCUUAAAGUCCACUACCAUCUGAAUGGCAGUAACUGGGUGUUCGGAGAGCUCGCGUGUAAACUUGUGACAGCCUGCUUUUAUGGGAACAUGUACUGCUGUAUAUAUACCCACAUGUGUGUUAGCGUGUUGCGGUAUUUAGCUGUGGUACAUCCGUUCCUGUACAGAGGACUCUCUAAAAGAUCUUGCACAACCUGGGCAAGUCUGACCGUGUGGAUUGUUUUUGCUCUGGCCAUGGCUCCUGAAUUCCUCACUCAUCAAAGCUACUACCUCAACCAGGUUGGGAUCGUCACAUGUCAUGACAUUCUGCCUUACGAGGAGAAACUCUACAGCUUACUGAUUCCUUAUAGAUUAUGCCUCAUUUUUCUAGGCUUCAUAUUUCCUUUCGCAGUCAUCAUAUUUGCCUAUGGAUCUAUUGUAUAUCACCUACGCAGGUCCAGCUGUGAUUUUACAUAUUACAUUAAGGCAAUCACACUUGUAUUUGUGAUCUUUGUGGUGUGUUUCACUCCAAGUAACACAAUCCACUGGAUACAUUAUGUGAGACUGUAUACAAACAAGCAAGAUGACUUCUAUAAUUACUUCAGUGUAGCUGUGUGUGUCUGCUGUUUUCACAGCUGCCUGGACCCCUUCCUCUUUUACUUUAUAACAAAGAGUACCAAAUCCAGAGGGAAUUUUAUCUCCCUUGAAGGAGUAUAUCUGAGGAGUUCAGUGACCACACACUAACCUUGCUACCCCUAAAGUUAUAACUAUUGCCCAAGUUAUAUACAAACAUUAUGGUAAAUUCACAAUCCUACUUUAGGGCAUGAAUGUAACGUGUAUAUAGUACAAUUUAUGCCUGGGCUUCAUAACAAAAAUGACCUAAGCUUCUAAAGCAGAAUUUAUGAUGUUUUAAGAAAUAAAUUUUUUAAUUGUCACUUUAAUCAACUGUAUCCACAAUUAGGUUAUAAUAUGUUACACUGAUUAAAGCAAUUUUUUUUAACUUACCCGAUAUAAAAAUAUAUUUUCUAGAGGAUAUAUUUCUUAUAUAUUUGGCACAGGAAGAGAGUAAUCCCUUUGGAAAAAAAAAAAAAAACUCUUCCGCUUUUGUUGCUUUUCUAAAAAUAUCCUGCUGUUUGUAAAGGCUUUUUUCCGGUUCAAGGAAAAGUUGGAUGAUGUAUUUCUUUGUGUGCUACAUGUGUGCUAAAUCUCAAUCUCUACAACAUUUCUUUAACAUUUUUGUGCACUGGACCCUACUGGACAUAUAAAUGUUUUAUCUAAAAGGAGCAGAAUUGUGAAGAACAUUGCUAUAUUCAAUUCCUGGCCAUUGAGUUUGAAACUUGCGUCAUCAGAGAUUGAAAGCUAAAACAAACUUGAAUAUCUUGUACUUGAAUACCAUUGGUUACACUGGAUACAAAUUCUUUCUUUAGCAACAUCACACAAUACAAAUAAGUCGAUACCUUGCAA